AUGGCCGCCGCAAGCGCGAGGGCGCAGAAACCCGUCGGUUCGGCACCAUGGAUUGCAGCAGAGAAGGAAAACAUGGCCGAUCUAGUGGACCAAGAAAUGGAGGAGGUGGAAUACCCUGUUCGGCAUGAAAUGGCAUGGCUGAAUGAGCAUAUGACAGAAAUAUUCUCCAAGGGCCAAACGAACUUUGCGGACGUUUUCAAGACACCUGGGAAAAUGCGCGGCAAGACACCUCGCACUGCUCGCAAGCGUGUGCCAGAGGAAUCUCGGGUGCCCUUGAGCGAGAUCUUUUCCUCUGCCCAGAAGCAAGUGGAGAAUCAUGCAAGUCCUAGCCCAUUCAUCCAUCGCGUGGUCUCCAAGACCGCUGCCGCUGCGCCGUCAUCUCCUGUGCCCCGCACUAAGGACGCGACGGAGCAGGCGUCGCAACCCGAAUACCCUGAUCUUACCGAAAACAUGAACUCUUUCCCUAAAUACAACACAGACUCGGGCUAUCACGGCAUGUCCGAAGCUGACGAAGUGGUCUUACCUGACGUGCAACCAGAAUCACAGGCUUCCACCCAGCCUGCCACUCAGCCUCUGGAGCAGGAUGAGCCAAUGGGCAUGGAUACUCAGGAAAUCGAGGUGUCCGUUGUCCAACAAGCUAACGAGGAAUCGUUCCACUCCGCACAAGAGGAUGUCCGUUCUCGGGGAGGGACCGUCGAGCCGGCUGCCACGGAACCCAGCCCACCACGGGAGCGACCAACGGCCCCAACCGCAUCACCAUCCAGAGAGACAAGCGCCGAAUUGAGUGCGACGCCCAUUAAGAAGACGAAUUCGAAGACGAAGGCCAAGACAAACGGAAAGCAACAAAACAAAAAGUCUGAGCCCGCCGAGCCAAUUGAGUCCCCUCGGCCUGUCUCGAAUCCCAAGCCAUCACCAGAAAAGACAUCAGUGGCCCCCGUGGCACCCCCCAUCGAGAAUAGUGAGACGCAGCCCGAUGACGAGGUAAUGGAAGAAGCAACGGAAGACCACACAAAGGACGACACGGUUCUCGAUAAUCUUGACGAUAUUGGCUCUCCUUCUGACGGGUCUACGCCCGAGCGACUCCCCGUUCGGAAGAGUAGCUUGAGCUUUGCAUCCCUCCCUGCGCGUGAGCCAUUGAAGAGCUUGGGUGGCUCGAGGCUCUCUCGGACAAGUCAUAUCGACCUUCCAAAGAUGAACAACACCCGUACCAGUCACUUUGGCAGGCAGACUGGCAGUCAUAAGGUCACUCAAAUUGCGCCGGAAGAAAACAACAGCUCUGGCGCUAUGGAUGUUGGUAACGAGAAGGAACCUAGUGAAGAGGUGGAGUCCGAACAAGCGACCAGGAUGCACAGCAAAAAGUCUACACAGACACUUCACGACAGAAUCAGCAUGCUGGGGAAACUGCAGCCUGUUUCCCGACCACGGAAAUCGAUUCCAUCUACUGGUGUUCCCGCUGGCCAGGUCUCCUAUCCCGAACUUCCUGCUUCUAAAAUUGAGCCCAGCGUGGAGACUUCUGUUCACAAAACAACAGAAAUUCCUGUGUUGGAGCCCACUCCUGCUGAUGAUGAUUGGAUCAAGCCUCUGAGCUCCCCUCAACGGCCCGAUCUUUCGAAGAGUAAAACCACAGAUAUCAUGGAGAAGCUUUCCGAGCUUGAGAAAGAGCGAGCAACUGAGAGGAAGAACCUUUCAAAGGCAGAGCCCGAGCGUCCGAAGUCUUCCGCCUCCAUAUUUUCCUCGCCACGGCCACAAGGACAUCAGCAGAGCGCUUCCUUGUCUCAUAUCUCAGCUGAUAUUUCUACAACACCCACGGGGUCUCCUAGACGUUUCGAUGGUCCCAUCAGUGCUUCUAAGCUCCGUUUACAUUCUAUAAUGAAGUCAGCCAAAGGGUUGUUCUCGAGCACUGGAAACACCCCGAAGUUAGAUCCCUCUUCGCCAGAGCAGCCACGUCCCCACUCGAGUGCCAGUGUUUUCGGCAAGCGAUUCGAAUAUGACUCUCAGCCAACUCUACCUCCUAGCCCCACCCGCCAGGAAGGACGCCGCACACGAAGCUCGACCGAGAAGGAAGAAAAGCGACGGCAACACGAGCGAGAAGAACAAGAAAGAGAGGAGCAUGAGGAAGAAUUACGCGCCGAAAAAGCCCGGGAACAAGAAAAGCAAAAGGCCAUUCAACUCAAGGCUGCUCAAAAUAAGUCUUCAGUCGAACCAGAUGAGAGGUCAGGGCCCUCGGUGCCCAAAAAUCCUCAACCGCAACGGCAACAGUCGCGCGAGCCUGAAUCCUCUCGGGAUACGAGUUCGAGAUUCGCCAUCCCUCAAUCUAAGCAAAACGAACGCCGCCCCCUCAAGCCAACCCGGGAGACUCUGCAGAAACCUACUCCGCAACCAAUGUCAAUCCGCGUGGGCAGUACCUUAUCUCGUCAAAUCCCUAUGCCUUCAUCUUCGGUCGCACAAGAUUCAAGCAUUCCAGCGGCGGUCUCUGCCCCUGCACCCAAGCCGACUCUGAAAAAGAAGGGUAGCAAUAAUUCCUUACAUACAGCAUCUUCCGCGAGCAGCUUCAAGAGCUCGAUUUCAAGUCAGACACAGGCAGCCCAGCGCAAGACCCAAGCUGCCAGUAAGAAGGAGCAAGAGGACCGCCGUAAGGAAGAACAAAGGCGUGAGAUUGAGCGCAAGCGUGCUGCCCAGCAGGAAGAAGCUCGUCGGCAGGGAAUGAGGAGUCGUGCUGAGAGCCGUGCCGAGGCUGACAGAGAGCGCCGUGAACGCUCCGCUCAGGAAGAUCCCAAGAGGGCCGCUCAGAUGGAAGCAAUCAGACGACGCCAACAAGAGAACGCCCGUGGGCAUGUGAGGCAAGGUAGUCAGCAGAUUGCCAACGAGGGUCCUGUCCUUCAGCACGAAAAGCCAUCUGCUCAGUCAUCUCAGCGUAGUGACUUGGGUGCUUCCCGUCCUCCAUCCCGCCUAGGUGGCUCUAUCCAGCCACCCGCCCGCCUCAACCCGCCCGCACCUAACCCUGCCAAGCCGCCCAAGAGGGUUUUGAACGACGAAAGUGGCCACCGACCCGCGGUCUCCAAGCCCAGCAAUGUUCAAUCCACCGGCGACGCCAAGCGGCGCAAGACAGAGGAUGAGCACAAUCCCAUGCAACCCGUGCGCACCAUCAUACCAGGUCAAUCUAUGUCUGGACAACCCAUGCGUCAAUCUUAUAUCAGAAAGCCCUCUAUCUCUACUUUCAGUCACGGACAGUCCUCCAUGGCGCACCAGUCUGGCUCCUCCAUCUUCAAGAAUAGUGCCCCGCAACGUCCAGCUCAUCCUGGUGAGAUGGCCAAGUUUGCGACAGGCAAGAUUCCUUUCGCCGAACCUAACCCUGCGCCUCCACCAGCUGCGUACAAGGCCACACCCAACUCCGCUCAACGCCCAGCAGCAGCGAAGCCAUCUCCCAAAUAUCCAAGUGGUGAGAACAUUCACUUGCCGGAAAUCAACACCGAUAGCGAGGAUGACGACGACUCCGACUCUGAGAUGUUCCCCGUGCCCAAGUGGGCGCAACCUAAGGAGCUGGAGGGUCUUCUCCGGCAGCAGGAUGGUAUGGAGGUUGACUCGAUCUUUGGGCCCAUUGCUCCCUUCUCGCUGGAAGAUACCUUCAAGGCAGACAAGAAGAUCAAGAAAUACCGCGAUCGUACCAGCAGCGCUAACUGGUCUGGCCCCGAUGGGCUUACCCAAGAGGAGAUUCGAAAGGAUGUAGCAGACCGACAACGGCUGCGCCUCAAUGGCGGUUGGAGUUUCAACUAG
This is a messenger RNA of Penicillium salamii, 3774 nucleotides long. Lineage: Eukaryota; Fungi; Ascomycota; Eurotiomycetes; Eurotiales; Aspergillaceae. The record is from the annotation of a GenBank genome assembly.